Messenger RNA from Juglans microcarpa x Juglans regia, 1063 nucleotides. Its product is annotated as CBS domain-containing protein CBSX1, chloroplastic-like. Lineage: Eukaryota; Viridiplantae; Streptophyta; Magnoliopsida; Fagales; Juglandaceae. The annotation marks the transcript as partial. The record is from RefSeq and is a predicted model, not a curated record. The transcript is spliced from 8 exons.
UCUACUUUGCUCUUACCCUCGCUGCCCCCCAGAUCACCUUUGCCUCUCCCUACUUCUCUCUCCAGACGAUUCUCUUUUCAACUUUACCGCCGCCCUUCCGCACUCCAAGGGCCCGCCGUCGGCUUCACCAACUCCGUGCCGCCUGGAAGUGAAACAUACACAGUAGGUGAUUUUAUGACAAGGAAGGAGAAUUUACAUGUUGUGAAACCAACAACAAGUGUUGAUGAAGCGUUGGAGGCUCUCGUGGAGAAGAGAAUAACUGGCUUUCCAGUGAUUGAUGAUGACUGGAAAUUGGUUGGUGUAGUUUCAGACUAUGACUUGUUAGCACUCGAUUCAAUAUCAGGUGGCAGUCAAAGUGACACAAGUGUGUUUCCUGAUGUCAAUAGUUCAUGGAAAACAUUCAAUGAGAUACAUAACCUGCUAAAUAAAACUAAUGGCAAGGUUGUCGGCGACUUGAUGACACCUGCUCCACUUGUUGUUCACGAAUCCACCAAUCUGGAAGAUGCUGCUAGGUUGUUGCUUGAAACAAAAUACCGUCGAUUGCCUGUGGUAGAUGGUGAUGGUAAGCUGGUUGGAAUAAUAACCAGGGGAAAUGUUGUUAGAGCUGCUCUUCAAAUAAAACAUGCUGGCGAAAAGUCGGCUUAGUUGAGAAGACCAGUGUUGGAACUACUUUGCUGGUGCAGUCUUUGAAUCGCAUUGAUGCAUCGUUCUUUUGGCGUCACUGUGGUACUCUUUUUAUUAUGGGUUCGUUUGGAGGGGGGCUUUAUAAUUUUGUCUGUCCCAGUCAUUUGCUGCCCGAGUACAGCAUUUAGGUAUUUUUCAAGUGACUGAUUGAUUUCUUCUUCUGUUAUACACUGGGGGGUUAUAGGUAGCUUGCGCCUGUAAUUAUCAGUUUAUGUUCUUUGUUAUAUAAAUUGAGAAAUACUGGCUAUAGGAUUGGAUUUGACUUGGUGCAGCCUAAGCUGACAUUGUGGUCACUAUUUUGAUGUAAUUUAUAUUCAAACAGUCAAAACUCUUGUGAAAGUAUAAAAUAUUUGUUAAGCCCAUAACAUUAUAAAUUGAA